AUGAAUGAACAGACACAAGAAGAAGUAGAACCAGAACCACAACCACAACAAGAACCAGAACCACAGCCACAACCACAACCGAGGAAAAAAAGAACAGCCACAAGACUAAUCGACCAUAAAGAGCCACAAGAAGUUGAUUUCAACAAUAUUGGUAAGAAACAAAGUAUGUUUGCUAACGAUUGUGGUGUUAUUACGAGGUCGAUGAUUUUUGUUGAGUAUACUAGUUGGAAGAAAGUGCCAAUUGCUCAAAAAGAUAUGCUAUGGUCGACAAUUAAGGUUGAUGUCCAGACUCAAAUCUCUGAAGGAGAUUUGGUGCUCAAUCCAGGAGAGGACUUGUUGACAAAGGUAACGAUAGAUCUGAUGGGCUCCCAACUGGCAAAGCUACAAGAACACUUUGACUUACAACAUGUGUCUAGGAACCAUGCCCCAGAUGAUGUAAGCUUAGGGGUUCAGCAUACUAAUUGUAGCUCGACUCCAAAAUUAGAUGCUUUGGAUGAGAAAAAGAUGCCUUCCCCUUAUGAAUCGAUGUUACCCUACGGGGAGUUGGACCAAAAAUGUGCCAAGGGAUCAGUUUUUCCAUAUGGGAAUGGGUUAAUACACAGAUUGCCAUUACGAGAAAAUCACCUGAAGGUUAUGAUAGACGACAUCGAUAGUAUAUAUGAAAACUUUCCUCUUUCUGUGAUGACAAAAGAAGUUGCUAACCUACAAGGGGCGGUUUGCACUGUAAUUCAAUGGCCCCAGAUUGCAAUUAUUCUUGCAAAGGAACAAAGAGCGAAGAAACAAAUUCCAACCACAAGUUUGGUGCCAACAAUUGCAAGGCUGGUACAAACAAGAACAUACCCAACCAAACAUCCAGCAAGGCGAGGCUGA
This is a messenger RNA of Lactuca saligna, 870 nucleotides long. The record is from the annotation of a GenBank genome assembly. Lineage: Eukaryota; Viridiplantae; Streptophyta; Magnoliopsida; Asterales; Asteraceae.